Molecule: messenger RNA, 1813 nt
Organism: Colletes gigas
Lineage: Eukaryota; Metazoa; Arthropoda; Insecta; Hymenoptera; Colletidae
Product: arf-GAP with dual PH domain-containing protein 1-like
Exons: 7
Coding region: 310-1512 (400 amino acids)
Biological process (GO): positive regulation of GTPase activity
Cellular component (GO): plasma membrane; intracellular membrane-bounded organelle
Molecular function (GO): phosphatidylinositol bisphosphate binding; GTPase activator activity
Source: RefSeq, a predicted model, not a curated record
UCUCGUUAUUCCUGCAAAAGUUUGUUAGAAUUAAUUUGAUCGCUUGAACACCAACAAACAGUAUAAUCGUGUACCAAUCAAAAUCAUCUUCGAACAAGUGUCACAGCCGUAGUUCGUGCUCAAGCGGUUUUUCUUUUACAGCAUGAAUAAUAGUAAAAGAUUUGUGGCGUAGUGAAUAAUAGUGAAUCAAAAUACAAAAAAUGCGAGGAAUGAUUGGAACACCGAUGAAAGGCCAAUUAAAAAAUUGUUGAAAAUACAAUUAAUUCGUGCGUGAUGAAUUUUUAAGCGAGUAAACUUUCUUUGCAUCAAAUGAUCUUUGUAUAUACACAUAUUGCUGUUUGUCAGCGUUUUAAAAUGGCGGACUUGAACGAGAAAUUGUUGGCAGAUCUCCUCAAAAAACCUGGAAAUAAUGUGUGCGCGGAUUGUGGUGCAAAAAAUCCAGAAUGGGCUUCUUAUAACAUAGGAAUAUUUGUAUGCACGAGAUGUGCGGGAAUUCAUAGAUCGAUGGGUGCGCACAUUUCCAAAGUUAAACAUUUGAAGUUAGAUAGGUGGGAAGAUUCUCAAGUGAAUAGAAUUAGAGAAGUUGGUAAUGUAGCAGCUAGACUUCAUUACGAAGAACGCGUGCCGCCCUGUUAUCGCAGACCAAGUUCAGACGCACCGCAAGUAUUGGUGGAGCAAUGGAUAAGAGCAAAAUACGAAAGAGAAGAGUUUUGUCAUCCGGAAAGGCAGAAUCAUUAUGUUUCAGGGUUUAUGGAAGGAUUUUUAAUGAAACGAGGGAAAGAAGAUUCACGCUAUCAUCCUCGGAAGUUUGUCCUGUGCGAAGCAGAAGAUACUCUUAAGUAUCACGUUAAAGAGAACAAGGAACCCAAAGCUGUUCUUAGAAUAUCAGAAUUGAACGUAGCUUUUGCUCCCCCAAAAACUGGUAAUCAAAAUAGUCUACAAAUAUCAUUCAUGAAGGAUGGUACAACGAGACAUAUCUACGUAUACCACGAAGACCCGGAAGUAAUUACAAAUUGGUAUCUAGCAAUACGGUGUGCGAAACUACACCGUUUAAAAGUUGCGUAUCCAGGUGCGACGGAAGCUGAAUUACUUUCACAACUUACCAGAGACUUUCCGCGCGAAGGAUUCUUGUGGAAGACUGGGCCUAGGCAUACAGACGCGUAUAAAAAAAGGUGGUUUACAUUAGAUGGACGAAAACUAAUGUACCAUGAUGAUCCUAUGGAUGCGCACCCAAAAGGCGAGAUCUUCUUGGGUCAUUGUUCAGACGGGUUUGCUGUGAAAACAGGAGUACCUCCAGGUGCAAGGGAUCAAGGGUUUUCAUUUACUCUUGAAACACCAGACAGGACCUAUCUCCUUUCUGCUCAAAGCGACGAUGAUAGAACGCAAUGGAUGAACGUGAUUCAAAAGGUGAUAGACAAGCCACUUACCCCGCAAGAUGCAACUAUGGCAGCGCGUCUUAUUAGAAAACGUACAGCUAGCGGAACAAUAAAUAUAUUUUCUUCUACAAGGUAGGGCUGGAUCCCACUUAGGUGCCUUUCCUAAUUAUUAAAAAUCAAUAUUACCUAGACGAACCAAUUGAACUAUUAUAUUAAGAAAUUAUUGAGGAAAUAGAUUACUCGACAUGCAUUACAAAUGUGUAACGUGUCGUAAUCGCACAAUGUCGUUAAUUCAUAUAAUAUGUAUUUAUUCAUAAUUACGCACGUUAUAUCAUAUAUCUUACGCGUGCAUGCGCGCGUGCGCGUAUGCGUGUAUGUACAUAUAUAACAUUAUAAAAGAAUCUUUUAAUCGAUCGUAAAACCAUUUUUAAUGUUUU